AUGAUUCCAUCGUUGGGCCUAGUUGUCAAGUACGGUGCCGACACAACAGUGACUGAGGCACAGACUCAAAUAAUGAUAUGCACGCACCUGAAAGGCCAAGUACCUGUCCCUCGGGUCUUUGGCUGGACUGAAGAUGGGGGUCAAGUUUUUAUCUAUAUGUCAUUGAUUGAAGGCGAGACUCUGCAGGAAAGAUGGGGUGACAUGAAUGAGAAUGAAAGACGGUUUGUCUGUGAGGAACUCAAAUGUAUGGUGAAGGCGUGGAGGUCAUUGGAGCAAGAAAGGCAUGACCAUUAUGUCAGUAGUCUGGGUAGGCAACCACUGAAUGAGAUCUUUCUUUCAAAUCAUCCAAACAUCACAGGGCCAUUCCAAGGUGCAAAUGCUGUCCAGCGAUUCCAAGACACUUGCGGAAUUGAAAUCAAUGGGGAAGCGCCUAUUGUCUUCACACAUGACAAUCUUAUCCCGCCAAACAUCCUUUUGUCGUCUGGGCCGAAUCCAAGAGUAGCAGCGAUCAUUGACUGGGGCCAGGCAGGAUGGUAUCCUGCUUACUGGGAGUACUGA
Monascus purpureus is the source of this 558-nucleotide messenger RNA. NCBI's taxonomy places the organism in Eukaryota, Fungi, Ascomycota, Eurotiomycetes, Eurotiales, Aspergillaceae. The record is from the annotation of a GenBank genome assembly.